Liolophura sinensis is the source of this 1965-nucleotide messenger RNA. RefSeq names its product ras and EF-hand domain-containing protein-like. The record is from RefSeq and is a predicted model, not a curated record. Lineage: Eukaryota; Metazoa; Mollusca; Polyplacophora; Chitonida; Chitonidae. Bases 1 to 1335 code for a protein of 444 amino acids. The transcript has 14 exons. Gene Ontology annotation, molecular function: GTP binding; GTPase activity.
AUGUAUCGUUUCAGUGACCAUUCUUACAAGAUUCUACUCCUAGGAGAGACUGGAGCUGGAAAGACCUCUCUUCUCACUCGUUAUGUGGAUAAGGUGUUCUUGGAGCAGGCCGAAUUCAAUUCCCCGGAUCAUGAUGACGUUAAAAUCAAACGCUUAGACUGUAGUGGUUUACUGGUGGACCUUGAACUGUGGGACUUGCCAGCCAAGAGCAUUGACCCGAAAGUGUUGGCACAUCUUAAUGGGGUGAUGUUUUGUUACAACAUUUCAGAUAAGGAGUCGUUUUCGCGACUGUCGUAUUGGCUGGAGCAGGUGGACAAGUACAGUAGCGAUAUGGUGUGUAAGGUGUUGGUGGGCACCCACAGUGACCUGGCACGGUCUGUUGACAGUGACACCGCUAAGGAAUUAUCGGAGAGACUGAACAUUCCCAGUGUGGACACCAGCGCUAAGACAGGCUCCAAUGUGCGUGCGGCGUUCAUGACGAUCGUGAAGGAGCUGUUGACUCACGAGUACCCCUGGGGGAAGUUUAACGACAUGAGGGUGCGCGUGGAUGGGGAGGGGCGAUCCCAGGAGGAGGACAGCAGCUCGGAAUCGUGUGUUCAAUUCAAGGAUUGGUCAGAAAUCGACGGAAAAAAAUGUAGUGAAAUUAUCGUAGGUAACAAGACUGACAUGGAUGAUGCUCGAGUCGUGGAGUUUGACUCGGCUCAGCAUAAUGAAUUUGAUGAUAUUGUCAUAUUUUCUUUCAGUGAUGGUUUAUUUAAGGUUCUGCUCACGGGAAACGCUGGUGUGGGGAAAUCUUCCCUACUAAUGAGAUACGCGACUGAUAUAUAUCAAGAUGAAUAUGUUCCUACCAUUGGUCUGGAUUUUAAAGUCAAACUUGUGACACUCAAAGGGAAAAGGGUAAAACUGCAACUGUGGGACACUGGAGGACAGGAACAAUUUCGAACAAUAACCAACAGUUAUUAUCGAGGAUGUAACGCAAUACUUCUUGUCUAUGACGUCACGGACCAGGAAUCAUUUAUCAGGCUCAAGGACUGGAUUCGAGAAGUAGACGCCUACUGCAACGAUGACGUCAUCAAAAUAUUGGUGGGCAAUAAGUCUGACAGGUCGGACGCCCGCGUUGUGGACCUGGAUACCGCUAAGGCGUUUGCCGCCGAGCAGGGAGUGGACGUGAUGGAAGUGAGCGCUAAGACAGGGGACAACGUAGAAAACCUGUUCACAGAGAUGACCUCAAAACUGCUGGACUUUCUCGGCGACAGUCCAGGCCAUAAAACACUGAGGCUACAUGACCGUGAACAACAACGACACCGACAAGGCGGAUGUUGCUCAGUCUUAUAGCCAGUUGUGUGUGGCAGAUAGUUCCACAGGCAACUGCAUGGCUCAAUGAUGUGACUAGAAGACACUAACCGUAAACAACAUAUUUGGCGACGUAAAUAUUUCUGAUCAUUGGCUAAACUCAAAGAACCGUUGGUUAUCCUGUGUUAUGUCGAACUUACAGACUUAUUACUCGUCGAUGCUCGUUCAACCAAUCAUAAGCAGCAUUUCAAUCAACCAAUCAUAAACAAUGACCCUUAACCCAUGAAUCAUAUUUUUGUUGGUAGUUCUAGUGAUCCUAUACCCAUGUGACCGAUCUGUACAUUUUCUUUGUUUAUUUAUUUGAUUAGGGUUUUACACCGCACUUAAGAAUAUUUCCAUUAUAGAACGGCGACCAAAUUAUGGUGGGAGGAAAACCGGGUAGAGCUCGUGGGAAACUCACGACCAUCCGGCAGUUGUUGACAGACCUUCCAUGUACGACCAGAGAGGAAACCAGCAGGAGCUGGACUCAGUGUGACCACACUGGUCAGAGGCUCUAUUGUGUUGCACUAUAGCACGCUGAGCACUCAGCUGUGGAGGCUCCACUGCACAUUUUUUGAAAGUGUCACAAUACUGCUCUCAAUAACUGUAAUUAUGUAAAUUGUUUUCACCAUA